GCUCUCCCACUCGGCCAGAGACCGCGUCAUAAGUAGCCCCGGACCUGAGCCUGCAGCAGCCUGUGGAAGAAAGACAGGGAGAAAGUUAAGUGCUGCUUGGGCGAGCGCGAUCCCCUCCUCUUCCAACCUGCAGCCCAGGAUACUGAUUCGAGCCGCGCCUUACCGCGCAGCCCGAAGAUUCACCAUGGUGAAGAUCGCCUUCAACACCCCCACGGCGGUGCAAAAGGAGGAGGCGCGGCAAGAUGUGGAGGCACUCGUGAGCCGCACCGUCCGGGCUCAGAUCCUGACGGGCAAGGAGCUCAGAGUUGCCACGCAGGAGAAAGACAGCUCUUCUGGGAGAUGCAUGCUUACUCUCCUAGGCCUCUCAUUCAUCUUGGCUGGGCUGAUUGUGGGUGGAGCCUGCAUUUACAAGUACUUCAUGCCUAAGAGCACCAUUUACCACGGUGAGAUGUGCUUCUUUGAUUCUGAAGAUCCUGUAAAUUCCCUCCAUGGAGGAGAGCCAUAUUUCCUGCCUGUGACCGAGGAGGCUGAUAUCCGUGAGGACGACAACAUUGCAAUCAUUGAUGUGCCUGUUCCCAGUUUUUCAGAUAGUGACCCUGCGGCAAUUAUCCAUGACUUUGAGAAGGGAAUGACUGCUUACCUGGACUUGCUUUUGGGAAACUGUUAUCUGAUGCCCCUCAAUACUUCCAUUGUUAUGACUCCAAAGAAUCUGGUGGAGCUUUUUGGCAAACUGGCAAGUGGCAAGUAUUUGCCUCACACUUAUGUGGUUCGUGAAGACCUGGUUGCUGUGGAAGAAAUCCGUGAUGUUAGUAACCUUGGUAUUUUUAUUUACCAACUUUGCAACAACCGCAAAUCCUUCCGCCUUAGACGCAGAGACCUCUUGCUGGGUUUCAACAAGCGUGCCAUUGACAAAUGCUGGAAGAUUAGACACUUCCCCAAUGAAUUUAUUGUUGAGACCAAGAUCUGUCAAGAGUGAAGAAGGGCAGAUAAAGAGUAUCCUUGGGUUUAGAUUCUGAAAGCAGCAUGAAUAUGUCAUCUAACAUCCUGACAAAGUCCAUCCUCUGUUUUUAUUUAAAGCAAGCUCUUGAUAAAAUCAUACGGAUAGAGCGUGCUUUAAAUUUAAAAUAUUUCAAGUUCUUUUUUGACAUUUAUAUGUGAAGCAUGUCAAAUCUCUUAACAUUCUUUUGCUUCAUUCUUCAUUUUGUUCAACUCUCCUGACUUUAGAAAUUACAUUUUUUGCAUUUCUAUCAGGUGCUCUGUAAUGAAUCUGACUUAUAUGUGAACAAUAGUCAUGAGGAAGUAAUUUUUUACGCAUGUAAUGAUUCUUUCUCACUGAUAUCUGUGUUGUGAAAUCCACAAAGCUGUACAGGUGCUGAAUGCUGUAAGGAGUUCUGGUUGUAUGAAUUCUACAACCCUAUAAUAAAGUUUACCAUAUUCAA
This is a messenger RNA of Myodes glareolus (Bank vole), 1439 nucleotides long. It is a transcript of the gene Itm2a, whose product is annotated as integral membrane protein 2A. NCBI's taxonomy places the organism in Eukaryota, Metazoa, Chordata, Mammalia, Rodentia, Cricetidae. Gene Ontology annotation, molecular function: amyloid-beta binding. Gene Ontology annotation, biological process: negative regulation of amyloid precursor protein biosynthetic process. Gene Ontology annotation, cellular component: extracellular exosome; Golgi apparatus; plasma membrane. The record is from RefSeq and is a predicted model, not a curated record.